Messenger RNA from Oryzias melastigma (Indian medaka), 4133 nucleotides. RefSeq names its product adenylate cyclase 2b (brain) (gene adcy2b). Bases 324 to 3659 code for a protein of 1111 amino acids. Gene Ontology annotation, cellular component: plasma membrane. The transcript has 25 exons. The record is from RefSeq and is a predicted model, not a curated record. Lineage: Eukaryota; Metazoa; Chordata; Actinopteri; Beloniformes; Adrianichthyidae. Gene Ontology annotation, molecular function: adenylate cyclase activity. Gene Ontology annotation, biological process: cAMP biosynthetic process; intracellular signal transduction; adenylate cyclase-activating G protein-coupled receptor signaling pathway.
AACAUGUUGCCUCGCUGCAGCUCACAGCAGUGAGCAGAAGCUUCCAGCUCUCUGUCAUUCUGAAGGAGCGCACGUCUCAUCUUCUCUCUGUUCAGUCCAGUCUUCAGAGCCAAGAGGACUAUCGUCUUCACACUUUCCUGAAUCAGACUGUCACCUCCAGGUUGAAGUGGUCCAGGAAGCUGAAAGCUUGGCUGUUUUUCCAGCUGUCCAUCCUCAGCAAACUUCCUUAAAAGAAAGGAGGCGGGUGGAUGUUUGAGGAAGAGGACCAGCAUCUUCGUUCGGCACACGUGUUUGAAAGCAAGCUCCCGUAGAGGAAGCUACCCAUGUGGCAGGAGGCUCUGUGGACCCGCGGACGCUACCUGCUGGAGAAGAGUGAUGGAGGCGAUGGGUCUGAGGGGCCCGAGAGCCUGGCAGACAGGUGUCCCAGGUUCCAGGCUGAGGUGUGCGUGGAGAGUGAAAAGCCUCAGGACUGGCUGUACGAGUCGUACUACAGAAAGAGCCAGCAGCAUCCGCUUUUUGUCUUCCUGCUGCUGAUCGUCAUGGGAACCUGCUUCGCGCUGCUGGCAGUGUUCUUUGCAUCAGGACUGAAGUCUGAGGACCACCUGACGUUCUUGAUCGCGGUGCCCACCGCGCUCUUCCUGUUCCUGUCCAUCUUCAUCCUCGUCUGCAUCGAGUCUGUCUUCAAGCGGAUGCUGCACCUCUUCUCCCUCCUCAUAUGGGCCUGUCUGGUCACCAUGGGUUAUCUGUUCAUGUUCUCCGGAGGAAGACUGAGUCCGUGGGAUCAGGUGUCUUUCUUCCUCUUCAUCGUCUUCAUCGUCUACACGAUGCUGCCAUUCUCCAUGAAAUGGGCCGUAAUCGCCAGCGGGAUAACCUGCCUCUCACACACGGUCACCCUCAGCAUCUGUCUCUCCUCCACUGCUGCUGAACUGGAACCUCUAGUUUGGCAGAUUUUGGCUAAUGUCAUCAUCUUCACCUGCGGUAACCUGGCCGGGGCGUAUCACAAACGUCUGAUGGACCUGGCUCUGAAGCAGACCUAUCAGGACACCUGCAACUGCAUCAAGUCGCCCAUUAAGCUGGAGUUUGAGAAGCAUCAGCAGGAGCGUUUACUAUUAUCCUUACUACCAGCUCAUAUAGCAAGAGUGAUGAAGGCGGAGAUCAUCCAGAGGCUGCAGGGUCCAAACUUUGGCCGAACUGAGAGCACCAACAACUUUCACAACCUCUAUGUGCAGCGGCACACCAAUGUAAGCAUUCUCUAUGCAGACAUCGUGGGCUUCACGAGGCUGGCCAGUGACUGCUCUCCAGGAGAACUUGUGCACAUGCUGAAUGAACUGUUUGGCAAAUUUGACCAGAUUGCAAAGGAAAACGAGUGUAUGCGCAUCAAGAUCCUGGGAGACUGUUAUUACUGCGUGUCUGGUCUGCCCGAGUCGCUGCCUGAUCACGCCAAGAACUGCGUGAAGAUGGGCCUGGAUAUGUGUGAGGCCAUCAAGAAAGUACGAGAUGCCACUGGAGUUGAGAUCAACAUGCGCGUCGGUGUUCAUUCUGGAAACGUCCUCUGUGGUGUGAUUGGCCUACGCAAGUGGCAGUAUGAUGUUUGGUCACAUGACGUGACGCUGGCCAAUCACAUGGAGGCGGGAGGUGUGCCGGGGAGAGUCCACAUCUCUUCAGUGACCCUGGAACAUCUGAAAGGCUCCUACAAGGUGGAGCCUGGACACGGACAGACCAGAGACUCCUACCUAAAGGAGCAUGGCGUGGUCACCUAUUUGGUCAUCAACCCAAAGAUGGAGCGGCACAGCCCUUUGCUGGGUGUUCUGGAUGGGGGUAAGAUGAGGGCGUCAGUCAGGAUGACUCGCUAUCUGGAGUCCUGGGGAGCCGCCAAACCCUUCGCCAAUCUGCACCAGCGAGACAGCAUGACCACGAACAACGGCAUGAUCAACACCACCGAUGUUCCGUUGGGUCAGUACCACUUCCAGAGAGGAGAGAGAUCCAAAUCUCAGAGGAGGAGGUUUGAGGAGGAACUGAACGAGCGGAUGAUCCGCACCAUUGAUGGGAUCAACUCACAGAAACAGUGGCUUAAGUCGGAGGAUAUCCAGAGGAUCUCAUUGUUCUUUCACAACAAAGGUCUGGAGAAAGAGUACAGGUCCACCACCUUACCUGCCUUCAAGUAUUAUGUCACCUGCGCCUGCCUCAUCUUCUGCUGCAUCUUCGUCGUGCAGAUUCUCGUCAUACCCAAAACUGCUGUGCUGGGGAUCUCCUUUGGUCUGACGUUCCUCCUGCUGGCUUUGAUCCUGCUGCUCUGCUUUGCCAGUCACAUUCUGCAAAGAGGAAAAGGCUCCUCCUGCCCUAUUCCAUGGUUUCCCACGUCUUCCCGUAUCAUUGUUACAAACAACCCCUGGCUGCGGUUGGUGCUCACCAUGAUGACCACGGCGCUCAUCCUGGUGAUGGCCGUCUUCAACAUGUUUUUUGUGGAGGAUCUCCAAGUAGAACGCAGCAUAACAACUGUGUCGCCUCUGAAUCGAACCAAUGACAGUCUGUUUCAUCAGAACGAAGAAGAAGAAGCACAAAAAAAUAAGUUUUACCUUCCUUACUUCAUCUACUCCUGUAUUCUGGGUCUGGUGUCGUGCUCAGUGUUCCUGAGGAUAAACUACGAGCUGAAGAUGGUGGUGAUGCUUGUUGCCGUGGUGAUCUACAACAUCAUCAUCCUCCAGACACAUGCCUCCCUUCUGGAUGGAUUUAGCAAAGCUAUGUAUCCCACAGAUAAACUGGACAGACCAGGAGUCCUAAAGGACCUGAAGACUAUGGGUUCAGUGUCUUUGUUCAUCUUUUUCGUCACUCUUCUCGUGUUGGCCAGGCAGAAUGAGUAUUACUGCCGGCUGGACUUCCUGUGGAGAGACAAGUUCAAAAGGGAGUGUGAGGAGAUCGAAACCAUGGAGAAUCUCAACAGAGUCCUGCUGGAGAACGUCCUACCAGCUCAUGUCGCUGAACACUUUCUGGGGCGAAACUGGAAAAAUGAGGAUCUUUAUCAUCAGUCGUACGAGUCGGUGUGUGUGAUGUUCGCCUCCAUCCCAGAUUUCAAAGAGUUUUAUACGGAGUCGGAUGUGAAUAAGGAAGGACUGGAAUGUCUCAGACUUCUCAACGAGAUCAUUGCAGACUUCGAUGAGCUGCUUUCCAAGCCCAAAUUCAGCGGCGUGGAGAAGAUCAAGACCAUUGGGAGCACCUACAUGGCUGCAACUGGACUCAACGUGACUCUGGGACCAGAGUGUGUGCAGGAGAAUGAGCGACAGUACACACACAUCGGUACCAUGGUGGAGUUCGCCUUCGCUCUGGUCGGGAAAUUAGACGUCAUCAACAAACAUUCUUUCAAUGACUUCAGACUCCGAAUCGGGAUAAAUCAUGGGCCAGUUAUCGCAGGGGUCAUCGGGGCCCAGAAGCCUCAAUACGACAUCUGGGGAAACAGUGUUAACGUUGCCAGCAGGAUGGAAACCACCGGGGUUCUGGGCAAGAUCCAGGUAACCGAGGAGACGAGUGGCAUCCUGUCUGACCUGGGGUACAUGUGCUCAUGCCGAGGCAUCAUCAAUGUGAAAGGCAAAGGAGACCUGAAGACGUACUUCGUCUACACGGAGAUGACUCGGUCUCUGUCACAGGGGACUGUGAUGCCCUGAGAGGCGGACUCUUUGAGAGCGUGGCGUUCAGGACGUUCGUCGGGCUCUGCGACUCCCCUCAAAGCGGCCCGAUGGACUGACGAUCUGAACCGUCCUUCAGUGCUGCUGGUGUUAUUCGCAUGUGGAGGAGCACCCUUAUAGAGUGCCGGAGCAAACACAGCCCUGCCUUAAUGUCUGCUUUACAGUAGUGGUGUGGAGCUAAUUACCCAUGCUGGCGUGUCAGAGCCUUACACUUCAGCUAAUGGAACUGCCUGUUGAGCAAUUUUUUUACAUUUUCUUUCAUGUUAGACUUGUUUUGUUACGGAGCUGUUUGUCUGCCAGAAAGCUGUGAUCGGUAUUUAAAGAUUCAUUUGUGUCCAGCAGAAGGAAACCGUCUUUUCUUAUUCGCUGCACAUUUGUAAAUAAAUGUCAUUUUCUGUGAGAGCAAUAUUGUUUUAAGGCCUGAGACACUAUUAAAGGUUUAGUACACUUUAA